This is a messenger RNA of Westerdykella ornata, 1889 nucleotides long. Its product is annotated as COP9 signalosome-like protein complex subunit 4. Bases 261 to 1520 code for a protein of 419 amino acids. Gene Ontology annotation, molecular function: protein binding. NCBI's taxonomy places the organism in Eukaryota, Fungi, Ascomycota, Dothideomycetes, Pleosporales, Sporormiaceae. The transcript is spliced from 2 exons. Gene Ontology annotation, cellular component: cytosol; COP9 signalosome. The record is from RefSeq and is a predicted model, not a curated record.
CCAACAUUGAACUAUUGCAGACAUUCGAUUUCCCUGUUGCACAAGGCCUUCCCCUCCAAACUACCAUAGCUUACAGCUCGCCUGAACUUAGGACUGCGUACAAGGAGUGGCUCAUCACAUAACCACUUACGCACAACCCACAAUUCCGCGUACUAACUCCCGUGGGGAGCUGCCACCUGGAGCUUCCUUUCACAUAGGGAAAACACCCUCAUCGCAUCCUCUGUACCUUCCGGCGAAAACACUUCACAACCUACGGCACAAUGGCGUCGCAUGCAGUGACAUCAGGCCUAUCGGCUAUUUCAUCGGCCUCCGCGGGAGAGAAGCAAUCACAGUACCCCGCCCUCCUGCACCAGAUCCUCUCACAAAGCAACAUAGAGACUUUGACCGCGGACCUCAACGCCUACGCCCAAGCCCUGCUCGAGGAGUCUCUAGGUCUGGUUGUACUGCGGCCGCUUAUAACCAACUUCAUUGAACAAAUCAAGGCUAUCAAGGGCCCGGAAGUCAAGGCAGAUGUCGGAAUGCAAGUGGUCGAUUUACUGGCUGGGAAGGGUGCACAAUUCGAGGAACAGGACAGUCAGAUCAAAGGGAUCAUCGCAGACGCAUAUGAAGAGCAGGGAGAAUACAUAAAGUCUGCCCAAAUACUUCAGAGGAUACCGCUUGAUUCCACACAAAAGCAGCUCUCCAACGAUGACAAGGCGCGAGUAUGGAUCCGCAUCGUAAGAUGCUACCUCGAGGAGGACGAUACGACGAACGCUUUUACGCAGCUCAAUAAGAUCAAGAAUGUCAUACACAGUCUUACGGACAUGGAGACAAAGUUGCUUUUCCAGCUUAGCCAGGCCCGCAUGUACGAUUCACAGCGAUCUUUCCUCGAUGCUGCACAAGCCUACUACAAUGUAAGCUUAGAAGCGGUUAUAGACGAGGAGGAACGACUCCGGACGCUUUCUGCUGCAUUCGUGUGCGCCAUCCUCGCUCCCGCCGGUCCACAGCGGGCCAAAAUGCUCUCGAAACUGUACAAAGACGAGCGUGCACACCAAGUGGAACAUUUUGCGAUCUUGGAAAAGAUCUUCUUUGAUCGGAUAAUGAGCCCUGACGAAGUGAAGGCUUUCGCGUCCAAAUUGCAGCCUCAUCAUCUUGCGAAGACGGCCGACGGAUCUACUGUGCUUGAGAAGGCCGUUCUAGAACACAACGUUCUUGGUGUCUCGAAGAUCUACAAGAAUAUACACAUUGACCGGUUGGCGGAGCUACUUGGUACCGAUGCUGACAAAGCGGAGGAAUAUGCAGCAAAGAUGCUUGAGCAAGGCCGCCUAGCUGGAUCCAUAGAUCAAAUUGAUCGUUGGAUCUUCUUCGAGGGCGAAGGUAGUGGCGAGCGAAAGACCGGCCAUGUGGAGACGGGACGCAAAGAGCUGCGGCAGUGGGAUGCAAAUGUUCAAGGGAUGGCUGAGGAGGUGGAGAGGGUGGCUACGAUGAUCCAGAGGCAAUAUCCGGAAUUCUAUGCUUCACAAAUGGAAGGAGCGGCUUAGGAAGUGCUCAAUUCCAAGCGCAAGGAGAAGAGCUGGAGAUUGAGCAAACUCCUGAAUCGAGUAAGAGCAUCCCAUGAGUUGAGAUGAGGCACUACUCCAGCACAAGCAUGAUCUGCACCCAGAUGGCCACACUCUGGUAAACAGGUCGGUCGAAGUGCGUUCCAGGGGCAGUGGAUGGAUGUCUAUCAACACAAUAGACUGAGAUGAAGCUGCCAGGUUAAUACUCGCAUGCAUUCAACCCACAAAGUGCGCGACUGAGUAUAGUGACUAGGAUACUACUAGAAAAGCUUUUGUCAGCACGGCCUUACCGCUCAACUCAAAGCCUAGGCGCCUUCGCUGGAACCACCAACGCAGACCUAUCACUUCCCU